ACUUGGGAAUACGUUUCAGCUGGGAGUCCUUUCUGUAUUUUCUUCGUGUAUUUAAGUAGCUGUUGAACAGAAGGACUGCACGAGCUAAACCGAAAGAAUCAUUAACCAACCAGCAUCUAUCGAAAUGCUAAUGAAAAGCGAAGGGUAAAAUGAUGCACUUUCGACUCACAAUGUUUACACUCCGGAUCUAAUUUAAACAUCACAGAUCGUUUCACAGUUCCAGAUUUGAAAUAUGCUUUUCAAAAAACACUUACAGAAUACUAGUCAGGAUAGCAAAUCCUAUCAGACUCCUUUAACUCAAAGUUAAGAACAGCAUUAAUGUUAUUUUCGGAGACCAUUUUAACAAACUUUGUAAAUUAUGUUUUGCAUCAAAGCGUUGUAUGUUGCCUUGGCACGAAAUUAAAAAGGUAUCACACUGACGUAGUGCUUUAAAAAAUAGAAGGGAAACGUUAUUUUGUUAUCGAUGCCCCAGACGCUUGGUUUUAUUAGUAACAGCAUAAAAAAAAGAGUGACGUGUAAGAUAUAUGGCGGCUAAACGGCGGAUCGCUCGGAGGAGGGGCCUCGGUGUUGCGUCACGACCAUGCGGAUAAGUGAUUCGUCGAGACAGAACGGGGCGUCACGAGGAAUAUGAACUACAGCCACUAGCGGAGAAGAAAAGCGCCGAGCGCUGGUGUUGUUAUUCAUAUCGUACGUGCACAAUAAACAUUGAGGAGACCCGCUUGGAUCUGUAUAGCUUUUGACAAAACAUCUGCAUCUCGGGCAGGCUGUCCCUCCUCUGGGGAAAAACGGACUAAUAAGGGCUACGAUUCACAUUUCUGAUUUUACCGAAUCCAAAAAAGGAAUAUAAAAGGACCACAUCAAACAGGAUACCAUUAGGAUAAAAAGAUGAGAUGAGAAAAAGGAAAAAAAGUAUUGAAGUUGGAUUAACUCUACCGGACGGAUAUACUGACGGUGUCUUUUAAGUCCCGGCUGGUAAAGACGAUUCUACAGGAUUUAUUCUAUUUAUUUCCCUUUACCGUACUUAAAUAAUUCUAACGGGUUAUUUAAUCACCGAGUCGCAAUAAGUGCUGCGUUCCAGGAUUUUAUCACCGAACACAGUCCGUAUCAGUUUACAGCACGGCCGUCGCUUUGAUUGCUCACUUGGUCUGCCGAUGCCAGAAGCUCAAGACUGCCUUCAUGGCCGGAUCAUGAAGUGUCUGACUUUUCUCCUUCUACUUCCAGAAACCCUGAAAAAGUCCAAAAAAAGUGGGAAGCACUCGGGUAGGCUCCCAGUAUGCUAUGAGAUCGUGACACUGUCCCUGAAGAAGAAGAUGGCUGCAGAGUUGUACCCUGCAAGCACACACACCAGCCUCCCGAAUAACGGCACCGCGGUUACUGCCACCGCAAAGAAGAGCGUGGUGCAGGUCACGCAGACCGCGAGUGAGGCCACCACCACCGCUGCCCAGCAAAACAUCAACAACAACAACGUCGAGACCUGCAGCUGGCAGUGCUCUCACCCUACGCUGCGGGAGAGGAAUGCAUUAAUGUUUAACAACGAGCUCAUGGCAGACGUCCACUUCAUCGUUGGUCCUCCGGGCGAGGCGCAGAAAGUCCCCGCACACAAGUACGUGCUGGCAGUGGGCAGCUCAGUGUUCUGCGCGAUGUUCUAUGGAGAUCUGGCUGAGGGAGAGUCCGAAAUUCACAUCCCAGAUGUAGAGCCCGCUGCAUUUCUAAUUCUGUUGAAGUACAUGUACAGCGAUGAGAUCGACCUGGAGGCUGACACUGUGCUGGCCACCCUGUACGCGGCCAAAAAGUACAUUGUACCGGCCCUGGCCAAGGCUUGCGUGAACUUCCUGGAGACCAGCCUGGAGGCCAAGAACGCGUGUGUGCUGCUGUCGCAGAGCCGGCUCUUCGAGGAGCCCGAGCUGACGCAGCGCUGCUGGGAGGUGAUCGACGCCCAGGCCGAGCUGGCCCUGUGCUCCGAGGGCUUCUGCGAGAUCGACCGGCCCACCCUGGAGAUCAUCCUCACGCGGGAGACCCUCAACACUACGGAGGCCGUGGUCUUCGAGGCCGUUCUGAACUGGGCCGUGGCUGAGUGCAAGCGGCAGGGGCUCCCCCCCACAACACGCAACAAGCGGAACGUCUUGGGCCGGGCACUCUACCUGGUGCGGGUUCCCACCAUGACGCUGGAGGAGUUUGCUGAUGGCGCAGCUCAGUCGGACAUUCUGACACUGGAGGAGACGCAUGACAUCUUCCUGUGGUACACGGCGGCCAACAAGCCCAAGCUGGACUUUCCUCUGACCCAGCGAAAGGGGCUCUCGCCCCAACGAUGUCACCGCUUCCAGUCCUCAGCUUACCGCAGUAACCAGUGGCGUUACAGAGGGCGCUGUGACAGCAUCCAGUUCGCCGUGGAUAAGCGCAUCUUCAUAGCGGGGCUGGGCUUGUAUGGCUCCAGUGGCGGCAAGGCCGAGUACAGCGUCAAGAUCGAACUCAAGCGCCAAGGAGUGACUCUGGCCCAGAACUUGACUAAGUUUGUCUCGGAUGGGUCGAGUAACACGUUCCCGGUGUGGUUCGAGCACCCGGUGCAGGUGGAGCAGGAUGCCUUCUACACGGUCAGUGCCAUCUUGGAUGGUAAUGAGCUCAGCUACUUUGGGCAGGAGGGCAUGACGGAGGUGCAGUGCGGAAAGGUGACCUUCCAGUUCCAGUGCUCUUCAGACAGCACCAAUGGCACUGGGGUACAGGGAGGGCAAAUCCCCGAGCUGGUGUUCUACGCAUGAGUCAUGCUCUGUGCUUGCCCUCCAUCAGUGAGAAACCGACACAAGCCUUUGCCUUCGGAGUAAUGUAGCAGAACACAAACUAUGGGACACUGAACGCCUGUUCACUUAGUAACAGACUGGUCCAUUUCUAAGAUGAAGGAAUGCUCUUCAACUAUUUAUUUAAAAGAGAAGCUGAUACUUGAUUAAUGAUUAUUGCUGCAGCAUGCAGUCCAGUGUAUGAAGUUUCAUUGCACUUCUAACGGACAGGCCCGAGGUAGUGCACUGUUUUGUACAUUAAUUAAAAAGGUUAUUGUUUACAGCUUAAAGCUGAUUGACAAAAUGUUCUGUAUUAGAGCUCAUGAACUCGCAAAACCAUAAAAACGGUUGGUGACUAUU
Messenger RNA from Brienomyrus brachyistius, 3131 nucleotides. RefSeq names its product BTB/POZ domain-containing protein 6-B. The coding region runs from base 1152 to 2756 and encodes 534 amino acids. NCBI's taxonomy places the organism in Eukaryota, Metazoa, Chordata, Actinopteri, Osteoglossiformes, Mormyridae. The transcript is spliced from 4 exons. Gene Ontology annotation, cellular component: cytosol. The record is from RefSeq and is a predicted model, not a curated record. Gene Ontology annotation, molecular function: protein binding. Gene Ontology annotation, biological process: neurogenesis.